Molecule: messenger RNA, 2049 nt
Organism: Exophiala aquamarina CBS 119918
Lineage: Eukaryota; Fungi; Ascomycota; Eurotiomycetes; Chaetothyriales; Herpotrichiellaceae
Product: F-box and WD-40 domain-containing protein MET30
Exons: 1
Coding region: 1-2049 (682 amino acids)
Molecular function (GO): protein binding
Source: RefSeq, a predicted model, not a curated record
AUGACAGAGAAACACCGGAGGCAGUCCCUCGUACAUGACGAGUGGAAUGAGGCGGCCAGGAAGAGGCUUCGAGUCACUCCAACCCGUGACGACUACCACGACAACCACGACCACGAUGCAAUCACCGAUUCUGCUAAAGACUUUACUAUCGCUUCCACUGCGAAGCAUGCUCGCGAGACUGUCGCACCGUUCCUCGCCAAACAUAUCCCCGCCCAGUACGCCCCUCUAGGGCAAUCCAAUGCGCCUCAACCAUCAUUCAAAGCCCGGAAAGACACCAACUCAAAGUUCUGCUAUCGCCACAGGCCUGAUAAACUCUGUCGAAGACAAGUUGAUGAACCAUCUAUGGAGAAACUGCAACAUGAUCUCGAGUCUCUCGACCAACAGGAUAGGCAAGGCAUUGUCCAAGUCUGGUCCUUAUUCUCUGCGGCGCCCUCUAAAUACCGUAACUUGAUGCUGAAGGGCAUCCUAGCACAAUGUUGCUUUCCCCAGCUAUCCUUCCUUUCGGCAAACGUUCGCGAGCUCAUUCGCAUUGACUUCCUAUCUGCUCUACCGUCUGAAGUUUCUUUUCGGAUACUAUGUUUCCUGGACACCACCUCUCUGUGCAAGGCUGCUCAAGUCUCACGGAAGUGGAGGCAAUUGGCAGAUGAUGACGUGGUUUGGCACCGCAUGUGUGAACAACAUAUCGAUCGCAAAUGUACACAGUGUGGUUGGGGUCUCCCUCUACUCGAGAGGAAAUUGCUGCGCUCAUCCAAACGCCAGAUUGAACUUCGUGCCGCUGGUAUUGCUGCAGAAGGGUUUGCGUAUACCGGAGCCGACUCUCAAGAAAGGGGACAGUCUUCAGCACCCCUCGACAACGAUAGCCUUAGCGAGGCAACUGUCGUUGAGGAUCCUCAAACCGAGGCAGCCUCUCCGAUGGUGCUCAGAAGACCUCGGUUCGGCACAUCAGAUAGCGAACAACUCAGAGCAACCCGUCCCUGGAAGGAUGUCUACAAGGACAGGUUCAAAGUCGGCACAAAUUGGAAGUAUGGUCGGUGCAGUAUCGAUAUUCUGAAAGGGCACUCUAACGGCGUAAUGACCCUACAACUAUUCGAUAACUUCUUGGCCACUGGAUCUUACGAUGCAACGAUCAAGAUAUGGAACAUUGAAACAGGUGAAGAGUUGAAAACCCUACGAGGUCAUACCAUGGGCAUUCGUUGCCUUCAAUUUGACGAGAACAAACUCAUUAGUGGAAGCCUCGACAAAUCCUUGAAAGUAUGGAAUUGGAGGACAGGCGAAUGUAUCUCCACAUUCAACGGCCAUAGUGAAGGGGUCAUUGCCCUCCAUUUCGACUCCGACAUUCUGGUCUCUGGUUCAGUCGACAACACCGCUCGGGUUUGGAAUUUCCGAGAUAAAUCGGUUUUCACCCUUCGUGGCCACACUGAUUGGAUCAAUUCCGUCAAAAUUGACUCUUCAUCUCGAACGAUUUUCACCGCAUCAGACGAUUGCACCGUCAAACUCUGGGACCUUGACAGGAAGAAAUGCAUCCACACCUUCGAAGGGCAUGUCGGGCAGGUGCAGACUGUUCUGCCACUACCAGCAGAAUUCGAAGUUGAAGAAUGCCAGGUUGAAGAUGAUGACGAAUGCUCGGAGCCAGAAAGUCCUCAUAGUCAAUCGACUACCGAGUCCACCUAUGGAGGAUUCAAGAUCAUGACAAACAGAGAACGACACAUCAACCUUUUCGCCAAUGAAUCACAUCGCCCUCAACCACCAAGGUACAUGAUCACUUCCGCACUUGACUCAACCAUUCGCCUAUGGGAUGUGCAUUCUGGUCGCUGCAUCAAGAAAUUCUUCGGCCAUGUCGAAGGGGUCUGGGCGGUCGCUGCAGAUACCCUUCGCAUCGUCUCUGGGGCUGAAGACAGAAUGGUCAAAAUUUGGGACCCCAGAACUGGAAAGUGUGAACGCACUUUCACAGGCCAUGCUGGCCCAGUUACCUGCAUUGCCCUGAGUGAGAGUCGAAUGGUCUCUGGCGGAGAAGAUGGCGAAGUUCGCGUUUACAAUUUUACUGCAUGA